AUGGAGGAGCAUAGUCGGGAUAAUGCUCUUUGUAAAGUCUGUGGUGAUAAAGCAUCAGGAAAACACUAUGGAGUACCCAGUUGUGAUGGAUGUCGAGGCUUCUUCAAGAGGUCAAUUCGCAGAAAUUUGGAUUAUGUUUGCAAAGAAAAUGGACAGUGUAUUGUGGACGUAUCAAGAAGGAAUCAAUGUCAAGCAUGCAGGUUCGCCAAGUGUCUAGAAGUAAACAUGAAACGUGAUGCGGUUCAACAUGAAAGAGCACCAAGAACUAUAUCUUCAUUGGUUGCUGCAGCAAGAAGAGUACCCUCGGCUAUCUAUCCAGGAACCUCUCAUGUCUAUCACACCACAAGCAGCCCUUACCAUCCUCUUUUAUACCCAUCGCUCUUUUCAUUCAAGCCCAGUGUACCAGCUUUUACUCCAGGCGUAGCACAUUUUAUUCCAAGACCGCCUACCGAGCCAUUGACUGCCACCACUGCGAAGGAAGAUGAAGUGACAAGUUCCGAGGAAGCUAGAAAUGCAGUUCGAAGAAAUGAACAAAAAAGUAUUAUACCUUUAGUACACACUCCAUUGACAAAUCCAUCUCUCACAUCUUUAGCACCAGAUUAUGGAACUGGUCAGUCAUUUUUGCUCACGGAAAACGUUUAUGAAUCAGCAGCCAAACUUCUUUUUUUAGCUGUUAAAUGGGCUAGAAGUAUUCCUUCCUUUCUUGAGUUAUCAUUCAGAGACCAGGCGAUAUUAUUGGAAGAAUCUUGGAGUGAAUUAUUUGUUCUGACAGCUGCUCAAUGGAAUUUUUCAGUAGACGAAUCUAUUUUAGUGCCAUUGAUUUUACCGCCUGAAAGAAAGCAAAUACUUUCUGAUGAAUUAAGAAGAUUUCGAGAGUUGCUCGUUCGGUUCGCUAUUCUUAGAGUUGAUCACUCUGAAUACGCAUGUCUGAAAGCUAUAGCACUUUUCAAAGGAGAAUCAAGAGGACUCUGUGAUGCCAGCAGAGUUUCAACCCUUCAGGAACAAACAGUAACAGUUCUUGGUGAAAGGGGUGCUGGUAGAGUUGGUCGUUUGCUACUACUGUUAUCCCCUGUUCGUGCAAUAUGCCGCAAUGCUCUGGAAGAGUUGUUAUUUAAACCAACUGUCGGUGAAGUCAGUGUUGAAAGGCUACUUGGUGAUAUGGUGCGAGCUACCAGGCCGACUUAACAUUGAUUUUUUGAAAUAGCUAUCAGCUUAUAUUUUUCUU
This is a messenger RNA of Chelonus insularis, 1225 nucleotides long. RefSeq names its product nuclear receptor subfamily 2 group F member 6-like. NCBI's taxonomy places the organism in Eukaryota, Metazoa, Arthropoda, Insecta, Hymenoptera, Braconidae. Gene Ontology annotation, molecular function: RNA polymerase II cis-regulatory region sequence-specific DNA binding; zinc ion binding; nuclear receptor activity. The transcript is spliced from 7 exons. Bases 1 to 1185 code for a protein of 394 amino acids. Gene Ontology annotation, biological process: anatomical structure development; cell differentiation; regulation of transcription by RNA polymerase II. The record is from RefSeq and is a predicted model, not a curated record.